Molecule: messenger RNA, 1090 nt
Organism: Heterobasidion irregulare TC 32-1
Lineage: Eukaryota; Fungi; Basidiomycota; Agaricomycetes; Russulales; Bondarzewiaceae
Exons: 2
Source: RefSeq, a predicted model, not a curated record
GCGGAACCCGGGGUGGGGCCGCGCGUUCUACGAGGCGUCGCCGUUUGUGGGGACGGACGAGCGGGCGGGGCGCGAGGCGUAUUUUAUCCCGUUCCAGCGGCGGAGGGCGGAUCCGGCAGACGGCCCAGCGGCUGCUGCGACGACUGUGCGGCGGCGCGCGGAGACGAUGCCAGGUGGGAUGGUGCCUGUUGUUGACGGGCCUUCGCGGACGGUGGGAACGACGACGACGACGACGGCGAUGGUGGAGCGAAGCCGGUUUUUCAACGCGCCUGCGCCUGCGGGUGCGGGUGGCGGACGGGCGGACUUGUCGAUGAUUGCGGGGCCGUCGAGGGUGGUGCGGGAGGACGACGGGGAGGUGUACGGGCUCGUGGCUGGAGACGAUAUCUCGAUGGACGUCGAUUGAGUGGGCGGGGCGCGGUUGGUUGCUUGGUUGCUUGGUUUUUUCUCAUUGGGUUUUUUCUAUUGUCUUCGGCUCGGCGCGCUGGCGUCGGGGAGUAGAGCGAAGACGCACCUUUGGACCACUUUUUUUUUACUUCCAGACGGGAAAUAUAUCCCUCAGGUUUCCGACUUGGCCUGUGUCGUGAUGGGCCGACCGUUGCUGCACGAUCUUUCUUGAGGCUGUCUUGCCCUCCCCUGCCCUCUCCCCCUCCGAUCGAGUGUCCUCCCCCACCAUCUAAGCGCGUCGACGAGCGUCCGUGCACGGUUCUCCCUCCUCACUCUCGGCCGCCUCUCGGUCCUACUCUCUACCAGUCGGGUCUCUCCCUCACCCACCCCCUCUCGUUCAGUAUACUCCACCGCGUCGUGUUUUUUUUUCUCUUUUCUCUGUUCUAUCAUACUUUGUCUGUCCACACGUUGCACAUCACACCGACUCUCUCUCUCUCCCCUCUCUCAUUUUUCACGUCUAUCCGCUGCCCUGAAUGCCUGCCUGUUUCUUUUCUGUCUGUUUUUUUUUUCCUCUUUCUCUUCUCUCACACGUGUGGCUAUUCGGUAUGAUACUCAGUACUCAGUUCCCCUACCGGUCCGUUUCUGCGUCGUAUUUUGCAUCAGUAUAUCAUGUCACUAGUCUGCAUAUAUAUAUACUUACGAUUUC